Paramecium primaurelia is the source of this 1267-nucleotide messenger RNA. NCBI's taxonomy places the organism in Eukaryota, Ciliophora, Oligohymenophorea, Peniculida, Parameciidae. The record is from the annotation of a GenBank genome assembly.
AUGGCUAAAUAAUAAUUAAUUCAUUCGAAACCACAAGCAAUUACUACAAAACUACAGAUUCCACAUAGGACUACUGUUGAAUAAGUGUAUCUAAAAAGAUUAAAAGAAACUGAAGCCUUCAUUCCAAAAGAAGAAUACUUGAAAAAAUAAGAGGCCAUCAAUAAAGUUAUGGAUACAUAGUCAGUGUAAUAACUUAAAUAUUAUUCACACAUUAAUGAAAUCAGAUCAGUCAAAGAAUUCUUAUAUAUAUCUGAGAAACUCAAAUAAAAGAAUAUAGAGAAAAAAAUGAAUGAGAGAUUGGAAUUAAGAGGGAAACUUAACAAAAUUAAAGAAAUUGAAGUACUUAAAAAAUUGCAUUAUUAUUUGGAAAAAAAAAUAAGAUUAUUUAUUAAAGAUAGAUAACAUGAAGAAAGUAUUAAUAUAUGUGAUUAUUUAAGAUCCAAAAUUAAAAACUUUUGAAGCAUUUCGGAAUGCACAUUUAGAAGAUAAAAAAGUUAUGUAAUUUCCAAUAGAUUUACAGAAAGAAUUAUUCACAAAAUUGAAUGCUUAAAGUGAUAUUGUACCAUCAAAAUAAGAUAUUGUCUCACCUGUUUCUCCAAUGAAACAUUAAAAAAGAAAUACUUAGUUUGAGUAUUCAUAUUUAAAUUAUAUUAGUUUUUUUAAUGCAGAAAUUUCUGAUAGUGUUGUUAAUAAUGAAGAUAAAGAAUAAGGAACCAGCAAAUUUUUAACUAUGAAAGUAGCUAAUAAAUUAUUGGGAAUGAUGAUCAUUGAAUCUAGUAAAGGAAAAAGAUAACCGAUUAUUUGGGCUUAAGAUAAAAAGAAAGAAUUAGAAGAUAUAUUAAAUAAACCAUAUGGAGGUAAGAUGAAUUUUAAUCUUCAUUCUUUUAAUUGGCUUAUAGACAAUGCUUUAGAUAAAACAUAAUCUUUAGCAAAUUUCAAAAAGGGAUCAAUUAAUAGAAUUACUACUACUGAUGAAAGAAUUGAAUAUGGGGAAAUGCCAAACAAUUAUUUAUCAAUUUAAAAUAAAAUUAAUAAAGGAAUGGAAUCUAUUACAAAAACAUUUAAUAUUAGGCCUAAAUCAAGUCAAGUAUUAAGAUAAAGGAAAGAAUUAAAAAAUAGAAGAUAAAUUACAACAGAAUAUAAUAUUACAGAGAGAAUCAAAGAAAAUGUAUUAUCUUAAGCUUUAAGAAAUCAAAAUGUAUAAUCUUAAUGUAAAACAGAAGGUAUGUUCUUCUAAAAUGAUUCUUAUGUUAGUCAUUAUAUUUGA